Thalassophryne amazonica is the source of this 1253-nucleotide messenger RNA. RefSeq names its product monoacylglycerol O-acyltransferase 3b (gene mogat3b). Gene Ontology annotation, molecular function: diacylglycerol O-acyltransferase activity. The record is from RefSeq and is a predicted model, not a curated record. Lineage: Eukaryota; Metazoa; Chordata; Actinopteri; Batrachoidiformes; Batrachoididae. The transcript has 7 exons. Gene Ontology annotation, cellular component: endoplasmic reticulum membrane. Gene Ontology annotation, biological process: triglyceride biosynthetic process. Bases 1 to 1029 code for a protein of 342 amino acids.
AUGAGUGAGAAAUUGACUGGUACAACUGAUGACCUCCAGGUUGCAGGAAUGACUGGAGAGAAAACUCAGUGGAAGCAGCUUUUAGAGACGUUGAGUUUCUUGCAGUGGGAGCUGUGUUUUCUUUUCUUAGGUCCAGCUUGUGUUAUCCUGCUGGUGUAUCUAAUGUUUACCUCUCUGUGGCCGCUCUCCACGUUUUACUUCAUUUGGCUGGUGAUGGACUGGCAAACCCCUGAAAGAGGGGGCAGAAGAACAACAUGUGUGAGGAAGUGGAGAGUGUGGGAGCACCUCAGAGACUAUUUUCCAGUUAAGUUGGUGAAAACAGCUGAACUGAAUCCAAAUAAAAACUACAUUUUCGGUUGUCACCCGCACGGUAUCAUGAGUGUUGGAACCUUUACCUGCUUUGCCACCGACAGCUGCAACUUCAGCCGAACAUUUCCCGGGGUGCGCCCCUCCUUGGCGACGCUGUCAGGCCUCUUCAGAAUGCCUCUGUACAGGGAUUACAUGAUGACUGCAGGUCUUGUUCCAGUCAGCAAACCAAGUCUUGCAUAUAUGCUCUCCCAAAAUGGUAAAGGAAAUGCAGUGGUGAUUGUGAUAGGGGGUGCUGCAGAGUCUCUAGCAUCCUCUCCUGGAGUCAACACAGUUGUCGUGAAACAGAGAAAGGGAUUCAUCAGGAUAGCCCUGGAGUUUGGGGCCAACCUGGUGCCCGUUUACUCAUUCGGGGAGAAUGAGCUCUUUCGGCAGGUGAUUUUCUCAGAGGGCAGUGUCGGCCGGAAACUACAGGGCCUGUUCAAAAAGAUUGCGGGUUUCGCCCCAUGUCUGUUUGUCGGUGAGCGCUUGGCUUUGUUGCCUUACAGGAUUCCAGUCACUAUGGUUGUGGGAUGUCCGAUCUCAGUUCCAAAGUGCACGACACCUUCUGAAGAAGAGGUGGACCACUACCACAAACUUUACAUGGAGGCCCUGUCCGAGUUAUUCCAUCAACACAAGGUCUCCUGUGGACUUUCUGAGAGCCAUGAACUUCAGAUUAUUUAGAUCUUUUCCUCCAUCAACUGCUCAUGUUUUGCUGCUUUCAAAAGCCCUACACUAAGAUGAGCUACGGUACACCUGGUUUGUUUCAGAAGACACUGUUGCAUUUGUUUACAUUUAAUGUGAAUAUGUGCCUUUAUAAUUUACAUGUGAACCUCAUGAAGUGGUACUGUGUUUUAAGAAAGUGCAAACAUGAUCUAAGCUUAUAUUUAAUUAAUUCAUAGGAUCCG